UGGUUGUCGGACAACUCAGGAACCUGGAUAUAUCACACAGCAACAUUGAAUGGUCUGAUGACUUACCCAUGGAGGUGGUUAAAGAUCGUAAACCCUUCAGAGAGUGCAAAGAAGGUCUAUAUAAUCAAACCACCUCCCCUUCCCCCUUCCCUAGCUUGGAUCACAGCUCCAUGACCACCUGUAAAGUGUCUUCCACUGGACAGGAAAGUGGCCUGUCCAGCAGCAGUAGCAGAGGGGAGGCUGAAGAUUUAGAGCUUACAGAGCUUGGGCCACUUCUGGAAUCAGAAAAGGAAAGAACUGGGCAAACAUCAGCCUGUGGAGAUGAAAACCAAGGAAGCAAAGUGUCUCAGGAGGAGGAGGAGGAGGAGGAGGAAGAAGUGAGGAUUUUGACUUUGCCUCUCCAGGCCCAUCAUGCCAUGGAAAAAAUGGAGGAGUUUGUAUACAAGGUGUGGGAAGGGCGCUGGAGAGUCAUCCCAUAUGACGUGCUUCCUGACUGGCUGAAAGACAAUGAUUAUCUUCUCCAUGGUCACCGCCCCCCAAUGCCAUCAUUCAGAGCCUGUUUCAGAAGCAUCUUCCGAAUACACACAGAGACUGGGAACAUAUGGACUCAUUUACUAGGAUUUGUCCUCUUUCUCUUUCUGGGAGUUUUGACGAUGCUGAGACCCAACAUGUAUUUCAUGGCCCCUUUACAAGAGAAGGUUGUAUUUGGGAUGUUUUUUCUGGGGGCCGUGCUAUGUCUCAGCUUCUCCUGGCUCUUCCACACUGUGUAUUGUCAUUCAGAAAAGGUUUCCCGUACCUUCUCAAAGCUUGACUACUCUGGCAUUGCUUUGCUGAUAAUGGGGAGCUUUGUUCCAUGGCUCUAUUACUCCUUCUACUGCUCCCCUCAACCACGUCUUAUAUAUCUAUCAAUUGUCUGUGUGCUUGGGAUCAGUGCAAUAGUCGUAGCACAAUGGGAUCGCUUUUCCACACCCAAACAUAGGCCGACUAGAGCAGGUGUGUUUCUUGGACUUGGCCUAAGUGGCAUUGUGCCAACUCUUCACUUCACUAUUGCAGAGGGCUUUGUAAAGGCAACCACGGUUGGUCAGAUGGGAUGGUUCUUCCUCAUGGCAGUCAUGUAUAUAACAGGUGCUGGACUGUAUGCAGCUCGAAUCCCUGAGCGUUUCUUUCCUGGUAAAUUUGAUAUCUGGUUUCAAUCCCAUCAAAUCUUUCAUGUACUGGUUGUAGCAGCAGCAUUUAUUCACUUCUAUGGAGUAUCCAACCUGCAAGAAUUUCGAUAUGGCUUAGAAGGUGGCUGUACAGAUGAUUCCCUUCUGUAACCAGCAAUGAGCAACAGGGCACAAGAUCUUCACCCUUCCAUAUUUGGCAGAUUUUUAAGUAUUACCCAAGAGCUGAAUUAGACUACCAACUACAAUUUGUUAUCUAGACUGGAAAAUAUUUAAACUGUGGGUCUAUUUUGAUUGGAUGGCAUAAUUUGGGAUGUAAUGGUUGCUCAUGCAUAGCAACCCACAAGAGGAGAAAUUUGGCCAUUAUUAUGAAUACAAGAAAGUUAUAAUUUUGUAAAGGAAAAUGCCAAUGCUAAUAAUUUGGUUGAAAACUACAUUACAUGUACAUACAGCAUUGAAAAUAUGAGCGAACGUCCCUAAGAGCUAAGUCUAAAUAGACUGCUCAAGAGAUCUGAAAGACCAUUUGCUAGUUAAAACGUUAUAUGUGGUAUCUAAGGUAUUCAUUUCAGGAUAACCAAAUCUUGUUUUCUGAUAUCUUUCUGUUACAGAUGCAACCUUGAAUAAUUUCUGACUUCUUUAAGGUUAAUGGAUAUUGAAGUGGAGUAUGUAUUUUGGGAUUUUAUGAUGUACAGGCUUUAUGCACAAUAUGCAUAAUCUAGUUAAUGCCUUAUAUAAAUGGCCAUUACCCAACUUGGCCUAGAAAACUAACCCUCAUUAUUCACAACCCUGCAAGAUUUAUUGAAGACUUUAGUGAUAUUAACAGCUUGUAAUUAAAAGGAUGAUUUUAUUGCCUCUCCUUUUUGUACUUUACAAUGUAUGUGAAAGCAGCAUUUCUUUUCCAAGAGAUAUAUGCUGCAUUAAAGAAUGAUACAAAGUAAGUUUUUAUGUGUAUAUAUUUUGCCCAAAAGUGAGUUAGUCCAAGAUCUAGAGAAGCCAAAUGGCUGCAUGACAUACAAUGAUGCAGAUUAUGUAAAUACUGAUAACCUGUGAUGUAUUAAGCUGCUGUAUAUUUACAUUUUUUUGAACAUGUUAUGUUAUAUAAUCAUAAGCAUCCCUGUGCACUUAAAAUUCUAUUUAAUGAUACGUACCCUAUAAAAUUGUGGUGAUUUUAAGAUUCUCAUUGUUUGUGUAUGUAAAUACUCUAGUCACUUGUAUACACAGCACAGUAUAACUAAUAUAAAUCUGUACCAAGUCUUAAGUAGUGAUUUCCACUGAUUAGUUAUGUUUAGUAUUAUUAUUUAAAGGGACAUGAAAGCCAUUUUAUUUCUUUCAGGAUUCAGACAUACAAUUUUAAACAACUUACCAAUUUACUUCUAUUAUCAAAUCUGCUUUAUUCCCUUGAUAUAUUUUUGCUGAAUGAGGAGCAAUGCACUACUAAGAGCUAGCUAAAUACAUCUAGUCAGCCAAUCACAAGAGACAAAUGUGUUCAGGGACCUAUCACCAGCUUGCUCCCACUAAUGUAGGACAGUGUUUCUCAAUGUUUUUUGUAGCAAGUACCCCUGGAGGCAUUACAGUUGUUUCCUAUUUACCUCAACUGUAGCACAAAUAUCAUUAAUCUUUACAUGAGCAAAAAAUGGAAAUCAUGUGUAUUGCUUGAUUUCAAAAGCUUGUAUCAGAUCAGAUAUAUUAAUAUAGUAAAUAUAUAGGAAUCAGAUAUUUGUUUUAUGUUUUCUGAAAAUUAAUAUUUGGCAAUAUUACAACAGAAUAAAUAUAUAAAACACGGA
Bombina bombina (fire-bellied toad) is the source of this 2947-nucleotide messenger RNA. RefSeq names its product adiponectin receptor 1 (gene ADIPOR1). The transcript is spliced from 9 exons. The record is from RefSeq and is a predicted model, not a curated record. Gene Ontology annotation, biological process: adiponectin-activated signaling pathway. Gene Ontology annotation, molecular function: signaling receptor activity. Gene Ontology annotation, cellular component: plasma membrane. Lineage: Eukaryota; Metazoa; Chordata; Amphibia; Anura; Bombinatoridae. The coding region runs from base 69 to 1316 and encodes 415 amino acids.